Armigeres subalbatus is the source of this 2752-nucleotide messenger RNA. Its product is annotated as cationic amino acid transporter 4. Gene Ontology annotation, molecular function: amino acid transmembrane transporter activity. The record is from RefSeq and is a predicted model, not a curated record. The coding region runs from base 467 to 2458 and encodes 663 amino acids. Gene Ontology annotation, cellular component: plasma membrane. The transcript is spliced from 4 exons. Gene Ontology annotation, biological process: amino acid transport; transmembrane transport. Lineage: Eukaryota; Metazoa; Arthropoda; Insecta; Diptera; Culicidae.
GUUAUUGUUGGUAAACAUUCUUAGCCUCGCUGAGAAAGUGCUACUGGCUCUGGAGUAUGAAAAUCUAAUGUUGUGUAAGUCUUCCAGUCAGUCUACCCCCGCACAGACAACGGCAACCAGUGCGCAUGGUCGGAGUUUCCGAUGAAUCAAGAGGAAUUGUUGGGCAGCAUCGAAAUCGAACAAGUUGUUCCCCCGUCUUCAGUCAGGCUUCAGACGACUUUGACAAGAGCGAAAGCUCGCAGCAGCUGCCCAUCAGCUGUGCGUAUUUUAAGACUGUCGCGUAGAAGGUGUAGUGAAAAGUUUUAUAACUUGCCAGACGAAUAGUUCUCACCUGCAAAGUUUGUACAGUUUUCGAAUAUUACGUUGUAGGAUUUUGUCGGCUAGGAUUUGGAAAGGUCAGUGGGUUUCGGUGGAUUCAGGUGCACCAUGUUGGGAUCGAGAAAGGCCAAAUCCGAAAUCAGCGACAAUGCCUAGCGCCAGGCGAAUGAUUCUGGGCCACGUAAUGUCCGGGCUGUGCAGCAAAAUGAACCGGACCAAGCAGCUGCCGGCGGACCUGAUGGAAACCCCGCUGAAUCGCUGCCUCAACACAUUCGACAUUACCUUGCUGGGAAUCGGCCACAUGGUGGGCGCCGGCAUCUACGUCCUAACCGGUACGGUGGCUCGCGAAAUGGCUGGCCCGGGCAUAGUGCUGUCGUUCAUACUGGCCGGGGUGGUAUCGAUGUUGGCCGCCCUAUGCUACGCCGAGUUCGGGACCCGGGUGCCGAAAGCCGGUUCGGCCUACGUCUACACGUACGUUUCGAUUGGCGAGUUCUGGGCGUUCGUGAUAGGCUGGAACAUCAUCCUGGAGCAUAUGCUGGGCGCGGCAUCGGUGGCUCGAGCCUGGAGCGGCUAUGUCGAUUCGAUGCUGGGCAAUAUCGUGGCCAAUACAACGAUGGAGAUUACGGGCGAGAUGCACGAGAAGCUGUUGGCUAAGUAUCCGGAUUUUUUGGCGUUUGGCGUCUGCAUGAGCUAUGCGGUUGCACUCGGGACGGGCGUAAAGGCAACAGCCAUGAUCAACAGCAUUCUGACGACGGUGAAUGUGGUGGUGAUGUCACUUGUUGUGGUCCUUGGAUUUUGGUAUGCAACACCGGCGAACUGGUCUCUUCCGGAGCAAGGAUUCCUUCCGUAUGGGUUUGGUGGAGUCCUGGCAGGGGCGGCAACUUGUUUCUAUGCGUUUGUAGGAUUUGAUAGCAUUGCUACAUCGGGCGAGGAGGCAAAGAAUCCGAAUGUGUCUAUUCCACUGGCUACCAUUCUGUCGCUUUGUGUUGUGACCAUUGGAUAUGUGCUGGUGAGUGCGGCGUUGACGCUUAUGAUACCGUAUAAUGAAAUCAACCCUGCGGCAGCUCUUCCGGAUGCGUUUGGAACACGUGGAAUAGAAUGGGCCAAGUACGCGAUAUCCACUGGAGCCAUUUGUGGUAUGACAACUACUCUUCUGGGUUCCCUAUUUGCUCUUCCAAGGUGUCUCUAUGCAAUGGCCAGCGAUGGUCUACUGUUUUCCUGUUUCGGCAAGGUGAACACCAAGACUCAAGUCCCGCUGCUAAAUCUAGCAGUAUCGGGACUUUGUUCCGCAUUGCUCGCACUGCUGUUCGAUUUGGAGAAGCUGGUGGAGUUCAUGUCCAUUGGGACGUUGCUGGCCUACACAAUUGUCAGUGCAAGCGUUAUUGUGCUGCGUUAUCGACCGAUUUCCGUAGAAGAGACUGUUCACCUGGCACCGGACACGCCCGGAACGGAUGAAGAGGAGAAUGCUUCGUCAUCGUCGCAAUCCAGUGCCGUUGAUCCGUCGUCGCCAACGAGUGAAAUGAUUGAGAUAGCCCUGGCCGGGCGGCUUCGGCCUCAGUUCCGUUGGCUGGAACCGGUUUUAGGACGGUGUGAACCGGGGGUUGCCUGCUCUGGGGCGGUGCUACUGUUCUGUGUGCUGAGUGUGGCUGUAUGCUUCCAACUUGAGGUUUCCUGGGAUGAGCUCUAUGAUGGAACAUGGUGGGCGUUGGGACUUUAUGGAUUCCUCUUGUUCUGUCUCGUGGCAUGUAUCGUCGUCAUCUCGGCCCACCAUCAGAACACACGUGGCCUCCAGUUCAAGGUUCCGCUAGUUCCCUACAUUCCAGCGCUGAGCAUAUUCUGCAACAUCGAACUCAUGGUACAUCUGAGCUUCCUGACGUGGCUUCGCUUCUUCAUUUGGCUGUCGAUCGGUAUGUUGGUUUAUUUCCUGUACGGUAUCCGCAACAGCAAGGAAGGGGAGUUGGGAACGUCCUACUCGAUGCUUAUGUCUACUCAGGAGGCGGUUCGGGGCUGGGGAGCUACGCAUUCGGCCGGACUGAGCGGGGGUGCACGGGUAACGGUGACCAAGAUUGUGAAGGGACGAGUUAGUCGAAAGAGUGUGGAUAAACAGGCGAUAAUUGAUGACGAUGAUGAUGACUCAUAAGGUGGGAGAUUAAAAGCAAUUUACAAACAUACAGUGUAAGGGGAAUAUUUUAGUUACGCUUAUUAGGUGGCACAAAAUGGGAUAAAUAGUAUGACUUAUACGCAGACAUUAUUUAGCGCGAAUGACUAUACUAAGCUAUUGAAAAUUCCUUCCAUUAUUUAUUUGUACUACAAAAGUAACGAAUCACAUUUUUUCACAAAAUUGAGCAGUAUUAGACGACAUAUUUAGAGAUCAAUUGUUUAAAGUACAACUUGUACAUGUGGUAUUAUAUGCAUUUUUGUUUUGAAAUGAAAA